AUGAAAAAAGCAGCUUAUUUUGAGAAAUUAGAAUCAGCUAAAAAUUGGUUAGAUCUUGAAACCAAGACUUUCAGUGAAAAUUGUAAAGUAUAGAUGAAGGAGAUAAUUUCACUUAUCAAACAAUAAUUUAAUGUAAAUUUUUAAAGCAUUUAAUCAUUGGAAUAAAAUAUAAUAGUUAAUGAAUAGUAAUCAGAAACUAGAGAAAUUGAUAGUUUUAUAUAUGAUUAUGAUUAAAAAAGAUUUAUUAGCACAAAAUUUGAAAUAAAUUUAACUAAGAAUAAAGAAGUAAUUUAUAUUAAAGAUGGAUCAAUUUUGAGAGUGUAUUUUUGUUAAUAUAAAUUAAUUUAGUGAUUAACCAAAGAAUUUUUAGUGGGAAAAGGAUGUAAUGAGAAACAUAGAAUAAAUAACAAAUUUAUAAUGGGAAGGGGAUUAUGAUGAAAACAAUAAAAAAAUAGGAAAAUGGACUGCUUCAUUUAAAAAUGUAAAAGAUAUUGGAGGAUAUUACAACGAUGAUGGGAAAAAAUAAGGAAAAUGGAAGGAAAUAUUUUAGAAUUAUUGGAGGUAAAUAUAAAUAUAUUUUGAAUAGUUAAAUUAUUGCAUAUGAAGUUGGAGAGUAUCUUGAUGAUUAAAGAAUAGGAAUUUGGAAGUAUAACUUUUAAGAAAAAGAUAUGUAAUAAAUGUUAUUAAAUUAGGGGUGGUGGUGAAUAUAAUUAAAUUGGAUAAAAAUAAGGUAAAUGGGUAGAGUUAUCAAUUUAUACUUCAUUUGUUUCUUAAGUAACUUAUCAUGGUGAAUAUGGAAUGAAUGGAUAGAAAAAAGGUAAAUGGGAGAUAAAAUAUGAUGGAUAAAAAAUGUAAAUAAUGUUUAACUAAAUUAGUGGUGGUGGAUCUUAUGAAGAAUAAGAAGGAAUAUCAAAAAAGAGUGGAAAAUGGAUUGAGUUUAUAGAUGGAUUUACAGAUAACUAUUAGAUCACUUUUAAUGGUGAAUAUAAUAAAAAAGGGGAAAAAAAAAAUUAAUGGGAAAUUCAAUCUAAAAGAAAGGCAGCCAUUUUUUCAACAUCAAAUUAAAUGUAAGUAAAAUUAUUAAAAAUUUAUUAGUGGAGGAGGAUGGUAUGGUGAUUUAGAAGGAGCUUCAAACAAGAUUGGAAAGUGGAUUGAAAUAAGAGAGGGAGUUAAUGAUAGCACAAAACUAACAUAUAAUGGAGAAUAUUCUAUGAAGGGGUAAAAGAUGGGCAAAUGGGAUAUUUUCUAUAAAGGAAAAUAAAUGUAAAUAAAACUUAUAAAAUAUUUUAGUGGAGGAGGAAAAUAUGAAGAACAAGAAGGUGGUUCAAAAAAGAUUGGGUAGUGGAUUGAUUUAAGGGAUGGCUUUUUUAAUAAGAGUUAAAUAAUUUAUAAAGGAGAAUAUAAUAAUAAAGGAGAGAAAAAAGGUAGAUGGGAUACCCUAUAUUGUUUUGCAGGAGAAAAAGAAUAUUAAAUAAUGUAAUAAUUACGAUUUUAUAUUCUAUUAGAGGUGGAGGAUAAUAUGAUGAAUAAGUAAAUGGUUCAAAAAAAUUUGGUGAAUGGAUUGAUAUUUGGGAAUGCUUUGGGUAAAAUAGGGAAGUCACUUAUUAAGGACAAUAUAACAUGAAGGGUUAGAAAAAAGGUAAAUGGGAUAUUCUAUUUCGAGAACAAAGAGAAAAUGAGGCAAUCAUAAUGUAAUAAAAUAAUAAAAUUGUAAUAGUGGUGGUGGAUAAUAUGAAGAAUAAGAUGGAGGUUCUAGAAAGGUUGGAAUGUGGAUUGAGAUAUCAGAUGAAUUUAGAUCCAAUAACUAAAUAGCGUAUAGUGGUGAAUAUGAUACUACAGGUAAAAAAAUUGGUACAUGGAAUUAAAUUGAGUAAAAGGCGAAUCUUUUUGGUAGUAAAAGAUUAAGUAAAAUAACGAAAUGA
Molecule: messenger RNA, 1922 nt
Organism: Paramecium sonneborni
Lineage: Eukaryota; Ciliophora; Oligohymenophorea; Peniculida; Parameciidae
Source: the annotation of a GenBank genome assembly